AUGGUCGAGCGGCGCGGCACGGGCAAGGUGUAUGCCCUCAAGUAUAUCUCCAAGGCUCAAGUGAUACGAAUGGAUGCCGUACGGAAUAUCCUACGAGAGCGACAAAUCCUGGAGACUCUUGACCACGCGUUCGUCGUCAACAUGCGCUUUGCGUUUCAAGACGACGAGUACAUGUACAUGUGUAUGGACCUCAUGAUGGGAGGUGAUUUGCGUUUCCACUUGAACAGGAAGCAGUUCGGAGAGGACGUGGUCCGGUUCUGGAUUGCAGAGCUUUGCUCAGCAUUGACACAUCUCCAUUCACAAGCGAUCGUGCAUCGGGAUAUCAAACCCGACAACGUACUCCUGGACGAGAAGGGCCACGCUCAUCUAACCGACUUCAACAUUGGAUGCAAGCUCACAGCUGAGAAGCCCUUCCUGACGUCGCAAUCGGGUACUGUCGCCUAUAUGGCUCCUGAGGUCUUUGGACGGCAUGGAUAUGCCACCAGUGUCGAUUGGUGGGCCAUUGGCGUCCUCUUUUACGAGUGCAUCUACAACAAGCGGCCUUUCCAAACCGACACCAUCUCCGACCUCAAGAAAGCUAUCCCCACCCAGACAAUUGAGUUCCCAGAGAAGGAGGGUCUCUCCAAAGAGUGCAUCUCUGCCAUGCGGGGGUUCUUGACAAGAGACCCAAAGGAAAGACUGGGCAUUAAGGGAGGCAUGGAGGGCAUCCGUCAACACCCAUUCUUCCAGGCAGGAGCAUACCAAACCAACCCCGACAAUUGGUGGUACAUGUUGGAGACCAAGCAGCUGACGCCCAAAUUCCAACCCUCGUCCGAGAACGUUAACUUUGACGCCACCUACGACUUGGAGGAGCUUCUCCUGGACGACGACCCCCUGACCUACCGCUCUACACGGAAACGCGCCCAGAGGAUGCAGAAGGAGAAGGACAAGGCAAUCAAGGAGGAGAAUGCACGCAUCAAGGCCGAACAACAGCAAGAAGCAUUAGCAGCAGCGGCGGCUGAACUGACCAUGAGCUCCUUGGCCUUGGACGACUAUUAUGUUGUGCAGAACAACAUCAAGGAGAAUGGGACGUUCCCUCAGAAGCUGGAGAAGCACUCGAGCAAGAAGCUGGCCAAGAAGCGAUCCAAGAUCUAUCUCGGAGGCGGGGCCUCUGUUGGGAACAAGGUCGAUAGCGAGAGCAGCUCGGGCAACAAUAGCAGCAGCCAGAUCCAUCUAUCUCAACAACCUGCUAUGCCGCAACAGUACAACAGCAACCAUCAUGGACAGUAUGCGCAAGGAGAGCAUGUGAACGGAUCAGGAGGACGGGGGACGAUGCCUAUACCUGCCAACGUACCUUUGCAGUUCCCGGCUCUCCCACCUCCGUCUGCUUCGGCCCAUUCUGCACGAAACAUGCACCACCCUCAGCUCUAUCAAAACGGCGGAUACAGUCGGCAGCAUGCGGGCACAUCCUUGCCUCCUCCACCCAGCCAAGGCCUUCCCCUGAACCCGACCCAGUUGAGCCAGGCCACCAACGGCAAUAAGCACUCUCUCGAUAGCAGCAGCAAUCACAAGGGCGGACACUCCAUCACCACCGCGGGCGGAGGCGUACAGAGUGGAAGCACCUCGACUGGAUACAGCUACUCGACAUCAGGAACUCCUGGGCAGGGCGUCACUGCCAUCUAUCUCUCCAAGCCAGCGAUUCCUUCGUCGAACGGUACCUAUGUGUCGUCGUCUUAUAAGGGAUCUUCUGGAGGACCUGUGCCGGCCAAGAGUCCAGGAAGGAAGGCAGCCUAUUGCGUGGAGGAUGACAUGAUGGGCAAGAGCUAUCCUGGAUCGGCAUCCCAACUAAUCCAGCAGCAGUACCAGCAGAGGCAACAGCAACAACAGUUUACGUCAACGUCCACAUCGUCGUCGUCAUCCAUCGGUGCACCCAGUUCAUUACCCCAUCCUCUCCCAUCACGGAGUCAACACAAACACAUACCACCACAACACCAGCACUACCAGCACCACCAACAACAGUACAACCAGCAACAAGUUCCCAUGCAACGCCAGGUUUCACCAUUGCUCGUUGCAGCCACCGAGGUCGCAGCAGCCAAGGCAGCACCGAUCGGCAGUGACCCCAAGGACGCAACCGCCUCGGCCAACAUGUCCAAGAAGGAAAAAUUUUCCCACCAGAUGGCGAUGAUCGACCGCGAGUUCUUGACGUUCGACUACACUGUCUACGAGAGCUACCAUGGACUGGUCGACCCCCUCACCAUGUCUGUUGGCGAUCCACCAGAGUGGGUCCGCAGCCGCGACCACUAA
Linnemannia hyalina is the source of this 2283-nucleotide messenger RNA. The record is from the annotation of a GenBank genome assembly. NCBI's taxonomy places the organism in Eukaryota, Fungi, Mortierellomycota, Mortierellomycetes, Mortierellales, Mortierellaceae.